Molecule: messenger RNA, 4842 nt
Organism: Mesocricetus auratus (golden hamster)
Lineage: Eukaryota; Metazoa; Chordata; Mammalia; Rodentia; Cricetidae
Gene: Vkorc1l1
Product: vitamin K epoxide reductase complex subunit 1 like 1
Exons: 3
Coding region: 44-574 (176 amino acids)
Biological process (GO): peptidyl-glutamic acid carboxylation; vitamin K metabolic process
Molecular function (GO): vitamin-K-epoxide reductase (warfarin-sensitive) activity
Source: RefSeq, a predicted model, not a curated record
AGGCGACGGCGGCGGCGGCGGCGGCGGCGGCGGAGGGGGGAAGAUGGCGGCGCCCGUCCUGCUGAGAGUGUCGGUGCCGCGGUGGGAACGGGUGGCCCGGUAUGCAGUGUGCGCCGCCGGGAUCCUGCUCUCCAUCUACGCCUACCACGUGGAGCGGGUGAAGGAGAGGAACCCGGAGCACCGGGCCCUCUGCGACCUGGGGCCCUGGGUGAAGUGCUCCGCCGCCCUGGCCUCCAGAUGGGGUCGAGGAUUUGGUCUUUUGGGUUCCAUUUUUGGAAAAGAUGGUGUAUUAAACCAGCCAAACAGUGUCUUUGGACUUAUAUUUUAUAUACUACAGUUAUUACUUGGCAUGACAGCCAGCGCAGUUGCAGCUCUUGUCCUCAUGACCUCCUCCAUCGUAUCUGUGGUGGGGUCUUUGUACCUGGCCUACAUUCUGUACUUUGUGCUGAAGGAGUUUUGCAUCAUCUGCGUCACCACAUACGUGCUGAACUUCAUUCUCCUCAUCAUCAAUUACAAACGACUAGUUUACUUGAAUGAGGCCUGGAAGCGACAGCUGCAGCCUAAGGAAGACUGACGGCUGGCGGAUUCCCAUCCAACUGUCUCAAACACUUCUUUCAUUAAGUUUAUUUUGCAAGUUUUUUUUUAAUUCACAACAGACACUUUCCCUGAGAAUCUUAAACUGAUUUUUUAAAAUACUGUAAAUUAGAAGGGGCCCUAGCUAUUUUCUGUGUCAAUCUUCAUUUUAAAUCCGGAUACAAAAAAGGAUACGACGAGCCAAUCAAAGACAAGCUUUAACUUUACCUUGAAGAUGUUUCUGAAAUAAUAAAAUGUAGCCCUAGCCCCCGGUCCUCAACCGUAAAGUGAGCAGCCAUUGCUAGUAAUUCUUUAAUGUGCAUAAAUUCAAUUUCAGGUAUAACAAAUGUGAUCAUGAACAUGAAAAUAUUUUAGAGUAGAUACUGUAUUAAAUAUUGCCAUGUUUACAAUAUGUAAUAUGUUUUUAGCCGAUGGAUUUAAACCUGUAGAUUCAAUUAGAGUCCAUUCGUGUGAUAUUUGUAAAUAAAGGUAGAAACAUUGGAUCCACCCCUGCAGAACGUACUGUACAGUUUAGUUGAAGUGUAGUAAGAAAGAAUUGUCAGCUCAUCGUGACUGCUAAGUAGUGGAGAUAGUAGACCCCAUCAGAACAUCUUGGGAAACGUGCUGACAGCCCUGGUGCAGGAUUGACAGCAGACACAGUAGGAUGCUUGGUUCCCUUCCAUCUCUCACUCUGAGAGGAAGAGGCUAAAUCUGAACAUCCAAGUCGAGUUUGACUAGUCAUAAAACUGGAUGGAUCCUAACUGCUUAGAAUGCCGUGUGACCGGACCUUUAAUUCCAAGGCUCUUGGGACACGGAUGGUAGGAGAUGGACGUAGUCUUUGGAGAAAAACUGAAACCACUAUGGCAUUUUUGGGCAAAGCCUCUUAGCCAGUAAGUAGCUGACCUUUCAGUAUAGAUGUGUUCCCUUGAUACUGGUGCCUGUCAGCUCAACAGUAUUAGGACUGGGAUAAGCACCGGCCAAGUGCUCGAAGUCAGUCCAUAGUGUUUCCUUUCUCAUUCCUCUUUCACUAAGGGUUGUCAGUGAGUGUUUCAGAACCACAUACUGAAUUUGUAAACCUUAGGGCUGACUCGGAAGAAACACAACACAUAGAAAGACCUGGAAGAGAAACAUGGAAACUUUGUUGCAUUCUAGUAGUCACACAGAAGCAGUGAGAAGAACCCAGAGGUGAUCUGAAUAAACCCUGAUGAAAUGGUGACUGUGUUUCUCUGGUUAGCAUCUUACAGGAGAUGUUAAAAGUGCCUUCUGUCUUAAAUCUCAAACCAAAUCAUUCUGUGUGUUGAACUGGGGCAGAAGUAUCCCUCCUUUCAUUCCUUACCACGAAGCAGAGAACUUGCAUUCUACCAGAAGGGGCUGUGCCGCCAUUUUAUUCCUUGAGUUGAGAAGUAGUGGCAGUGUUUUUGUUUAUGAUUUGGUUAAUCAUUAUGUUAAAAAUAGGCAACUAGAUGGCAUCUUUUGAGAGCUUUUAUUUGCCUUCUUUUGGAGGGAGGGAACAGGCUUUGCUUUGUAAAGAACUCCUGUGGUCAGCAAUCCGUUGAGUGGUUUACGACCUUCAGUUACAACUGAUGCACCAUAGGAUUUCUGGCCCAGGGCAGGUAUAAAAUAUGAAUUGUAAUGCCCUUUUUCUUAAAAAUCAGUUUCUUAAAAGACAGAUUAAUUUGUAUUUCAUCAAAGGUUGUGUUUCUCCACGAAUGUGAACAUCUCCAUGACUGUCUACGUAUGCAUUGUUGUCUUCUGAAGGAGUUAAAGAAUGUACCGAAUGGUGUUUAUGGAGAACCAAGUCCUCAUGGGAGAACUGUACAGUGAGGUCAUCUUGUAGCCCUUCAUCCAGGUCUCCCAAGGCAGUAGCCAAGACUUCUGCUACUUACACAUCAAGGCUGUGCUAAACAAGUCCCUUGGGUCCCAAUUCCAAAGGAUCUUUUGUAUCUUUUAUCACUCAGUAGAGUGUCGUUAAAGCUUGUCUUGACAUUACAGGUGUCUUCAGCACUUAUUCAGGAAAAGGUGAGAGUAUUCAUCCAUCAGACCCUUCAUGGUUUCCCUUUGCUUUCCUAAGUCUUGGAAGUGCCACCACUGUAGAUUGUAUGGACUUUUUGUUUAUUACAUUCCUGUGACCUAAUAGAAUGAACGACCCCUUUCUCACUGAGAGUUAACAGGUGCUGUCUGAAUAGCAGCCUUUGCUGACCAGUGUGCUCACGCUUGCCUAUGGUCCUGCCACUUGGGAGGCAGAAGCAGGAGGAUCAGUGGUUCAAGGUCAUCCUUGACUACAUAGCAAAUUAGAGACCAGCCUUCGCUACAGGAGACCCUAUCUUUAAAAGAAAAAAAAGAGAGAGAGAGAGAGAAAGCAUUUGCAAAUAUAUGUUCUCAGUAAACUGCCCUGUUGUGUUUUAUUUGGUAGUUUUUGCCCUGAGGAAAUUCAGGCUCCUCUCUGUCCUUCUAUUAAGUGGUAUGGGGGAGAAAAAUGCUGUGUUAUAAAACUGCUAAUAUUGUCAUGGCUGUUUCAGACUGAAUAUUUAAACACUGAAGAAGCAGUGACACAAACCUUGAAUCCCAGCACUUGGGAGGCAGGGGCAGGCGGAUCUCUGAGUUGGAGGACAGCCUGGUCUAGAUAGUGAGUUCCAGGCCAACCAGGAUUAUAUGGUGAAACCCUGUCUCAAAAAGCCCACCCACAAAAUAAUGACAGACAUUGAUUGACGCAUGACUAGCAGUAUGUGUGGGAGGACAGACGGGGGAAAUGACUCCUGCAGAGAUUCUGUGAAGCCUUUCAUUGCACCUCAUAGUGGUAACGUUGAAGGAGUGAGAGAAGUCCCAGCAGGCAUGCUCCAGGGACUGUGGCUGGCCUGUGGGGUUUCAUGGGCCUUCCCCACAGCUGGUUUCUAUCAGGGAGGGGAAACUGGAACAACUCAGGUUUAACAAGCUGCACUAGCUGCAUUCCAGGGAUUACUUUUUCUUCGUAUGUGUAGCCUCUCCUUCAAUCUUCUGUUGUUGUUCUUUUGUAUUUUUUUUAAGAGACACAUUAUCUCAAUCUAUAGCCUAGGCUGUCCUAGAACUCAGUACAUAGCCCAGGCUGGCUUCAAAGUUGGCAUUGCUCCUGCCUUAGCCUCCCAAGUGCUAGAAUGAGUGGUUCAAAUUCAUUAUACUUACAAAUGUUGAAAGACAUUGACUUUUUUCAUAUAAGGAGAUACAGCCCACUUGUCAUUCUUGCAGAAGACCUGGGUUCAGCUCCUAACACCCACAUGCCAGCUUAACAACCAUCUGUAACUCCAGUUCAGGGGAUCCGAUGCCCUCUUCUGGCUUCCAAGGGUACUGCAUGCAUAUGGUGCAUAGACAUACAUGCAGGCAAAAGACCCAUACAUAUAUGAAAGUAUUUCAUUUGGUACAAGAUAUUCUUUGCCUAUGAGGUAACAUAGAGGACAAUAAAAUUAAUGUUGCUUUUUUGUUUGUUUUUAUUUAUAAUUUUUUCAAAAGACUACAGUAAAAGUGCAGCCAGGCAUGGUAGCAUAUACCUGUAAUCCCAGCACUUGGGAGGUGGAUGCUGGAGGACCAGAAGUUCAAGGACAACCUCAGUUAUAUGAGACCUCAUCUCAAAAGCAAAAAUUAAAAACACAGAAACUGCUCAGCAGUUACUUCCUAAGCUAUAGUUAGCAUCACCGGUUGAUUCUGAUGAAUAUUGACAGGUAGUGGCUUUACCUUAAAAGUCAGGAAAAUGUCAGCAAGGCUCCCCGCUGUCGUUUCCAGAACAGUGGAAACCCACCUGGGGUAUGGGUGUCAGCCACCCCUGUGCUUUCCUCCAGCAUACAUCAGUGAACCUGCCCCUCUACACGUUUUAGCACUUUCCGCAGCACAUUUAAGAAUCCUAAUUUGUGAGAGAACAACCCUACAACCAAAGGGGCAGAAUAGGAUUCCAGGCAACUUGAUCAAACAGCCCUACCCCCUCUGUAAACUAAUUGGCCCAGAAGAGGUAAAAUGUUAUGAAGCUGUAUUGAGCAUGACCUAAAUGAUAGGUGUAUAUGACCUGUGAAGUAUGUUCCAUCUAAAAUAUUACUCAUGCUUCGAAAGCUCCUGAGUAAACAUUCAUGUAAAAAGGAGUUCACUGGGAAGAUUCCCCCUUUAAUAUAGAUAGAAAUAUUCUUUAUCAGAGAUUUAGGAUACCAUUUUGCUAACUGGUAAAUAAAAACAUGUAAAUAUGUAAGAAUGUUUAUUUGUUGCACAUAACUUUUUUGGUAUAAAAUAAAUGUAGACGUUACCUGUGGA